Paramecium sonneborni is the source of this 329-nucleotide messenger RNA. NCBI's taxonomy places the organism in Eukaryota, Ciliophora, Oligohymenophorea, Peniculida, Parameciidae. The record is from the annotation of a GenBank genome assembly.
CAGAUUCAUGCACAAAAGUCGAAAAUAUAUUGAUGAUAGGUUAAGAAGUAUCAUCUUUUUUUCUUUAAGGAGGCUGCUACUCAAAAAGGAAAAUAAGAUAGGUGGAUUCAUUGACCUUAUUUACAAAUGCCUUGAUUUGGAUAUUCUCAAAAUCGAACACCUCGCUUCUCAAUUUAAACAAUGUCACCAUACUCGGUCGCCAUCUCUUUAAUUCCAAGUAAACUACUUAUCUAUCUCAUUUUGCAUCAUCAAACUCAAAUCUCUGAUUGUUAGAAUUGACUUCAUCCGGCAUUUAAGAUAAUCAUUCACUCUAUUUAGUAAAAAUGAAC